AGAUUUUCGUUUUCGUUGCGAUUCAGUUAACAUUUGGCCAGCGGAUUCCGCCUACAACGGACACGACGACGGACGACGCGCUUUACGCUUUCCACUUUCCACAAUCCAAGACGCUGCUGGCCAUCUGUACCGUUAUCCUUAUAGGAAGUGCUAUCGAUAUCGGUUCGCGUUAUCUAUUGGUGAAAAAACUCUUAUUAACUCCAAAAGCAAAUUGCAAGUGAAUCCAAAAGAAAAAAUAUAAUAAAUAAACAGUUCCUGAGCAAAAUAGUCAAACCAAAUAAUACAAAAACAAGUGUUGCGUCCUCUAAUUAAUUAAGCAAAUCGCAUAUCUCCAGUGCAAGCUCCUGAUCGCCCGUAAAAAUGCAUACCAGCACUAGCACGGAUCCCAUGCAUACGCUGCACGACAGUGUUUCGCUAUCACCGCCGCCUCUGCACAAGAGCCAACGCGGCUCUACCGGAUGCAGUGCAUCCUCGCGUGCCGCCGCCGCCGCCAUCGAUGCCAUGUCCAUGGGCUGCGAUGACAGUGACAUUGAACCGUCAGUUGUUGGCGGAAAUAGUUCCAGCGGCGCCACUGGCGGAGAUGGUUCCGGUUCCGUCGGUGGUCCGCUAGUGAAGCCACCUUACUCCUACAUAGCCCUCAUCACCAUGGCAAUUUUACAGUCGCCACACAAGAAGCUCACGCUAAGCGGGAUCUGUGACUUUAUCAUGUCGCGCUUUCCGUACUACAAGGACAAGUUCCCCGCCUGGCAGAACUCAAUUCGGCACAAUCUCAGUCUAAACGACUGCUUCAUUAAGGUGCCCCGUGAGCCAGGAAAUCCAGGCAAGGGAAAUUUCUGGACACUGGAUCCGCUGGCCGAGGAUAUGUUCGACAACGGCAGUUUCCUGCGGCGCCGCAAGCGGUACAAGCGAGCUCCCACAAUGCAGCGCUUCUCCUUUCCGGCGGUCUUCGGCACCCUAUCCCCGUUCUGGAUUCGUAAACCGGUGCCCCUUGUUCCGGUGCACUUCAAUGUACCCAACUUCAAUGGCAGCCGAGACUUUGAUGUGGGCCACAAUCCGGCGGAUGUCUUCGAUUCAGCUCUGCGGGCGGACAAGAAGUUCAACUUUUUUGCCAACGCAGAGGCUUCGUUUUACCAGGGCAGCCAGUCCGGCGACAAAUUUGACCGGCUGCCAUUUAUAAAUCGCGGAAGAGGAGUGGACGCCCUAGAUGUAUUGCCACAUAGUAGCUCAGCAGGCGGAGGAGGAGGUGGUCCAUCUGAGAGCAGCAGAGCUGCCAAGUACAAAAGUCCUUAUGCCUUUGAUAUGGCGACUGUGGCCAGUGCAGCAGGCAUUCCCAGCCACGGGGAUUACCCGGAGAGAAUGUCGCGGGGCGGCUAUAUGGAUCUCAAUAUGUAUACCGAAGAUGCGGAUACGGAGGCGGAUGUGGAUGCUGAGGCUGAAGGCGAGGCGGAUGACGACUCCUGCGAGGACAAAAUCGACGUGGAGAGCGGCAAUGAGCAGGAGGACUCACACAUCUCGGACUCCGUGGACAGUGUCUGUACGAAUCGCUUGGAUGCGCCGCCAGAAGCCCUCAUCUUCGCGGAUGCUGAGGCUGCCAGCCGCAGUCCCAGGACACGAGGGCACUUUGACAGUGAGCCAUUGGUGAGCCUGCGAACCAGCAAGCAGACCAGCGCCAAGGAUUUCCGCAUCGAGACGCUCAUUGGCCACCAUCUGCGGCACGGUGGCAGCCAGGAGGAGGCUAGCGACUAGGCGGGAUCAGUCGAAGCCUGUCCUGUGUACAGUCCAAUCUAUUGGUGAUUUCAGUUUCGAUCUAAGCACGUUUUAAAGCUCCUACCGUUAUCACAGGAAACCCCCAGACUCCAAAACCAAAUCCGAGCAGCAAGUAGUGAUCAGUAGGUGUAUAUCUGAAUCUGUAGGAUGUAGCAGGCCAGCACACGAGUUUUUAAAUGCGACCAAAUCAAAGUCAACGCUAUAGUUGUCAGUCAGUCCACUUACGUACUAUAUAUCG
Drosophila serrata is the source of this 2005-nucleotide messenger RNA. It is a transcript of the gene fd59A, whose product is annotated as forkhead domain 59A. The record is from RefSeq and is a predicted model, not a curated record. NCBI's taxonomy places the organism in Eukaryota, Metazoa, Arthropoda, Insecta, Diptera, Drosophilidae. Gene Ontology annotation, biological process: cell differentiation; anatomical structure morphogenesis; regulation of transcription by RNA polymerase II. Gene Ontology annotation, molecular function: RNA polymerase II cis-regulatory region sequence-specific DNA binding; DNA-binding transcription factor activity, RNA polymerase II-specific.